AUGAAGGAGGUACAUUCGCAUCCAAUGUCGCCAGGGGAUCCGCUGGGGUUCACCCUCAUCCGGGUCCCCUUCUUCCUCGAGCCGGACUAUCCGCGCGACGAGGAGUUCGGGGAGACGAACAGGGAGAGGCUGGUCCGCAAGUGGGGAGGGAUCAGGGGUUGGGAGAGGCAGAAGCAGCAGCACAAGCUCAAGGAGCGCGGGCAGGAGGUGGGCAUUGCGCACUUCAAUCUGGACAGGAUCGCCUCCAGCACCUUCAGGAGCCACCGGCUGGUGCAGUGGGUGACGAAGACGCGCGGUAUCGUCGCGGCAGAGACGCUGUACGAUCUGCUCAACUACCGGCACUUCGAGGUAGGAGAGAAGCUCAACAGUACCCAGCUGCUCACGGACGCGGCGAGCAGAAUCGGCAUCGACAGGAAGGAGGUGGAGGACUUCUUGAGCUCGGAGGAGGGAACGAGAGAGAUUCAGGAGGCGCAGCUUGCCCUGCGGAGGCUGAACAUCAACAGCAUCCCAACCUUCAUGAUCGGGGGAGAGUACAUGUUCAGCGGGGCCCUCCACCACAAGGAGAUGGUGCAGGUGUUCAGGGAGAUCGAGAAUGAGGGAGGAGCACCGGGCUCUUGCUUCGCUAAGAUCCUUGGGAUCGGCGAGGACGUGCUCGAGCAAACGAUCGACCUUGACAAGCCGCCAAGAUGGGAACAGGCAUGA
Molecule: messenger RNA, 702 nt
Organism: Guillardia theta CCMP2712
Lineage: Eukaryota; Cryptophyceae; Pyrenomonadales; Geminigeraceae
Exons: 1
Coding region: 1-702 (233 amino acids)
Molecular function (GO): oxidoreductase activity
Source: RefSeq, a predicted model, not a curated record